Penicillium samsonianum is the source of this 1962-nucleotide messenger RNA. RefSeq names its product fungal specific transcription factor domain-containing protein. Gene Ontology annotation, biological process: DNA-templated transcription; positive regulation of transcription from RNA polymerase II promoter by galactose. Gene Ontology annotation, cellular component: nucleus. The transcript has 6 exons. Bases 1 to 1962 code for a protein of 653 amino acids. The record is from RefSeq and is a predicted model, not a curated record. Gene Ontology annotation, molecular function: zinc ion binding; DNA-binding transcription factor activity, RNA polymerase II-specific; RNA polymerase II cis-regulatory region sequence-specific DNA binding. NCBI's taxonomy places the organism in Eukaryota, Fungi, Ascomycota, Eurotiomycetes, Eurotiales, Aspergillaceae.
AUGGUGCUAGACCAGUAUGCGGGUCUUGCUCAAAAAGGAAACAAAGUUCGCAACUCAGAUACUGCCAGAGAGAAGGUUACGAUCGACAGCGGCUUCGGUAACACCGAACAGCCGAGAUACAGGAGCGAAUCUCCAAACAACUGUUCUCAAAAUGAAGACAACGAUGAGACUGGCUUGUACAGCGGAAUCGUACCUAACGGCAGCCUUUUUGGCGCAUCUAGUGGGGCGCAUAUCUUGCACGAAGUUGGAAAUGCGACACGCCCAAAAAGAGGAUUUGAGAACAAAGGGAAAGAAAGCAGUCUAGUUUCGCCCAGACCGCUCGAAAGGUUGCCGAAGUUGCAGAAAAAGGAGCCUAGCAGAGAACCCUCUGAGAUGCAGUUUGUUCUUCCUACAAGGAAGGUGGCUGACAACUUACUGAGUGUAUAUUGGGAUUAUGUGGAUAGCGCCUACCCCUGGCUCGACAGAUCGUCUAUCGAAAACGCAUACGAGACGCUGUGGACCAAAGAUGGAGAAAUCUCUAUGAACGAGAGGGCUUUGCACUGCCUUCUCAAUAUGAUAUUCGCCAUAUCUUGUGUUGUUUCUCAGACUCAAACACCUACCUCUCGGUAUCAAUCCUCGGUUACUUUUUUUGAGAGAGCUCAAGGAUUAAUGUCCUACGAACUGAUGGAAAUUUACAAUUUUGAAAUCAUUCAAAUCCUUUUGCUUACAGCGGUGUAUCUUCAACAUGAAAAAAUGCCCCAGAAAUCCUUCCGAAGCAUUGGCAUGGCGAUUCAUAUCGCACAGGACCUGGGGUUGCAUUUACCUGCCACAAUAGAAUCCAUCAAAGACUUACGUGAGCGGGACCUUGCGUGUCGCGUUUGGAAUGGUUGUAUUAUCAUGGACAGGGUUGCCUCCAUGACUUUUGGCUGCGCACUCAAAGUUCCCCAAGCUGUUGCAAAACAAGGAUUGGAUACUUUGGUGCUACACUCAAUGGAGUUCGCCAGUGGCACUGGGAAUAUGGCUCUACCUUCGAAGGUGAAUUUCUACAUAUCAUUCUGCCGACUACAUCACAUCAUAGGAGACGUGUUGGAAACCUUCUAUAACUCCAGUGAUUCCAAAGCCGACUCUGAUCUAGGCAGAAAUUUCACUGGUGUGAACUUGGGCUCACCAUUAUCCUUCGAUAAAUUCACGAGCCUGUUUAGAAUCGAGUCGGAGCUGAGCAAUUGGACCGAAAACCUUCACUCUUAUUUUCGAAUGCCAUCGGAUCUUGAAGAUCCGACGCCGACAAAGCAUAUCAAACGUCAAGCAAACGUUUUGCGCGGCCGAUAUCUCUCUGUCCGCCUCCUCCUUUUCAGGCCGUUCCUUUUGCAGGUGCCCCAUCCAAAGGCAGACAAUGCUCCUGGUGUCAAUUUGUACUCGGAAGAUCAAACCAUUGGAUACGUGGUCUUUCAGUGCCAAAUUCAGUGCGUCAAAGCUGCUGAGGAUAUGAUAGAUUUCAUCAUGAGAAAUUUACCAGAGCAGACGCAAGCGUAUAUAUUACCAUCGAACUGGUACACUGUCUCAUAUAUAUACAUGGCCGUAACUAUUCUGCUUGCAGCUCAAAUGUCCCCACAGAUAGUGGCACAUUUUUCUCUCGCUCGUUUGAAGGACCUUUUGAAACAGGCUCGUGGGAUUCUCAAAGAUUAUGAAAAGUAUACUACAUUGGCUUCGAGGUGCAGCUCCGUUCUCAAAUUGAUACAAGAAAAUAUUGAUAUGCGCAGCUCUGGAACAGACUACGCCGCCGGAGAAGGUUCGCAAGACGCAAUCAACUAUGACAGCACAAUGGUUCAAGAUGCAACCAUGGAAGGACAAGAGCCUCAAAAUAAUCUAGGAAACAUGGCUUGGCUUGAGAAUUAUGCGUUUGAUUGGAACGAUUGGCCUUUGUUUUUUGCACAGCUGGACGACCAAACCGGCCCGGCUGAAGAAUGGGGAAUGCAAGCAUAG